Oncorhynchus keta (chum salmon) is the source of this 3413-nucleotide messenger RNA. RefSeq names its product 6-phosphofructo-2-kinase/fructose-2,6-bisphosphatase-like. Gene Ontology annotation, biological process: fructose 2,6-bisphosphate metabolic process; fructose metabolic process. Gene Ontology annotation, molecular function: 6-phosphofructo-2-kinase activity; ATP binding; fructose-2,6-bisphosphate 2-phosphatase activity. NCBI's taxonomy places the organism in Eukaryota, Metazoa, Chordata, Actinopteri, Salmoniformes, Salmonidae. The transcript has 14 exons. The coding region runs from base 99 to 1562 and encodes 487 amino acids. Gene Ontology annotation, cellular component: cytosol; 6-phosphofructo-2-kinase/fructose-2,6-biphosphatase complex. The record is from RefSeq and is a predicted model, not a curated record.
GCCGGAGUUCACUGAAGCAGGCGGCUGUGUUGCUCCUCUUGUCUCCCUCACUCACACUUGCUCCGCUGAACAGGGCCAGGGGGACUGUGCUGUGUUGCAUGACUCUGUCUGUCUGGGCUCUGCCGAGUGCUGACAUGACCACAGAACAGGAGAAGAAUGAGCUCACGCAGACUCCUCUGCUCAAGAUAUGGGUGCCAUGGUUGGGGAUGGGAGGCUGCAAGCUAAGUCGCCGGAGAGGCUCCUCCGUGCCCCAGCUCACCAACUCCCCCACUCUGAUUGUGAUGGUUGGACUGCCUGCCAGGGGGAAGACAUACAUAUCCAAGAAGCUCUCCCGCUACCUCAACUGGAUAGGGGUUCCAACAAAGGUCUUCAACUUGGGCCAGUAUCGCAGGGAAGCAGUACAGAGCUACAAGAACUUUGAGUUCUUCAGACCGGACAAUGAAGAGGCCAUGCAGAUUCGCAGGGCCUGUGCUACAAAUGCCCUUGAAGAUGUAGUUAUCUACUUCUCAAAGGAACAUGGACAAGUAGCCGUGUUUGAUGCCACCAACACAACACGGGAGAGGAGGAUAUCCAUUGUGAGCUUUUCCAAGGAAAAAGGCUACAAGGUAUUUUUUGUGGAGUCCAUUUGUGAUGAUCCAGACAUCAUUGCACAAAAUAUCACGGAAGUGAAAGUGAGCAGCCCAGACUAUGUGAACUGUGACAAGGAUGAGGCGCAGGCAGACUUCCUGAAACGUAUCGAGUGCUACAAGCAGACCUAUGUGCCUUUGGACGAUGAGAAAGACAGGCAUCUGUCUUACAUUAAGAUCUUCAACGUGGGCUCUAGGUACUUGGUGAACCGUGUGCAAGACCAUAUACAGAGCCGGAUCGUGUACUACCUUAUGAACAUCCACGUCACACCGCGUUCUAUCUUCCUGAGCCGCCACGGGGAGAGCGAGCUGAACCUGCUGGGUCGCAUUGGGGGAGACUCAGGACUCUCUCCCAGGGGUCACAAGUAUGCCACUGCUCUGGGGGGCUUCAUCAAGGGCCAGCAUAUAAAGGAUCUGAAGGUGUGGACCAGCCAUAUGAAGAGGACCAUCCAGACUGCAGAGCAUCUGGGGAUUCCAUACGAACAGUGGAAGGCUCUCAAUGAGAUUGAUGCAGGUGUGUGUGAGGAGUUGACAUAUGAAGAUAUCCAGGAGAACCACCCAGAAGAGUUUGCACUGAGAGACCAGGACAAGUACCGGUACCGUUACCCCAAGGGUGAGUCGUAUGAAGACCUGGUCCACCGUCUGGAGCCAGUGAUCAUGGAGCUGGAGAGACAGGAGAAUGUGCUGGUCGUGUGUCACCAAGCCGUCAUGCGUUGUCUGCUGGCCUACUUACUAGACAAAACCGCAGAUGAGUUACCAUACCUAAAAUGUCCUCUUCAUACUGUGCUCAAACUUACACCGGUGGCCUAUGGGUGUAGAGUGGAGCACAUUUGCCUAAACAUUGAGGCAGUCAACACGCACAGAGAGAGACCUGGGAAUGUGGACAUAACCAGAAACCCAGAAGAGGCGCUGAAGACUAUUCCUGACCACUUUUGAAUAUGAUUUAGAGGAUAUGGACUCUAGGACCGUACUGAACCAGCAAUAUUAUAUUUUCAAGUUUUAACUUUAUUGCUCGAUCAAUUAUGUCUUAGUACCUUUUCCCGAUUAAACUUGUCAAAAUCAGCAAGUGUCAAAGGGGAAAAAGAUAAGGAAGAAGACUAGAUGAAUAGAAGGUCAAAAAGGACAAACCCCACUGCCCCCGGAAACAGUGAGGGGGAAAUGGACAUUCUGCCUCCAACAUGGGACGGCUAAAGCCCAGUACUGUAUGAGUGUUGUUGACUGACCUAUAACGUCCAAUAAAUGUGCAUCAGUCUGCUCUGUCUUACCCUGGAGUCUCAUGGUGAAGUGCAGUCGGACAGGCUGUGUGAGAGGUGGUUUGGCAUGGUAUUGUCACUAGAGUGUGAAAGAGGCCAGACAAUUCUGACAUUAGGCUACAGGAUGACAAAUGUAAAAUGUCCUCCAUUCUAGUAGAUUAAUAAACACAUCUUCUGUUACUUAAUGAUACAUGUCUGACUAAUUAUUAACAUCAUGAACAGUUCCCAAACAAACAACAUGUUUACAUUUUAGCAGACUUAUAGUAGUGAGUGGGUACAUUUUAGCAGACUCUCUGGUCUUAUAGUAGUGAGUGGGUACAUUUUAGCAGACUCUCUGGUCUUAUAGUAGUGAGUGGGUACAUUUUAGCAGACUCUCGUCUUAUAGUAGUGAGUGGGUACAUUUUAGCAGACUCUCUAGUCUUAUAGUUGUGAGUGGGUACAUUUUAGCAGACUCUCUGGUCUUAUAGUAGUGAGUGGGUACAUUUUAGCAGACUCUCGUCUUAUAGUAGUGAGUGGGUACAUUUUAGCAGACUUAUAGUAGUGAGUGGGUACAUUUUAGCAGACUCUCUGGUCUUAUAGUAGUGAGUGGGUACAUUUUAGCAGACUUAUAGUAGUGAGUGGGUACAUUUUAGCAGACUCUCUGGUCUUAUAGUAGUGAGUGGGUACAUUUUAGCAGACUCUCUCGUCUUAUAGUAGUGAGUGGGUACAUUUUAGCAGACUCUCUGGUCUUAUAGUAGUGAGUGGGUACAUUUUAGCAGACUUAUAGUAGUGAGUGGGUACAUUUUAGCAGACUCUCUGGUCUUAUAGUAGUGAGUGGGUACAUUUUAGCAGACUCUCUCGUCUUAUAGUAGUGAGUGGGUACAUUUUAGCAGACUCUCUGGUCUUAUAGUAGUGAGUGGGUACAUUUUAGCAGACUUAUAGUAGUGAGUGGGUACAUUUUAGCAGACUCUCUGGUCUUAUAGUAGUGAGAGGGUACAUUUUAGCAGACUUAUAGUAGUGAGUGGGUACAUUUUAGCAGACUCUCUGGUCUUAUAGUAGUGAGUGGGUACAUUUUAGCAGACUUAUAGUAGUGAGUGGGUACAUUUUAGCAGACUCUCUGGUCUUAUAGUAGUGAGUGGGUACAUUUUAGAUUAUUUUUUUCCACACUGGUCCCACAUGGGCAUUGAACCCACAACCCUGGUGUUGCAAGCACCAUGAUCUACCAACCAAGCCACACAGGACUUGAUGGAUGUGAAAAACGGUGUGACUUUGCUAAAGGAGUCUCUUGGCUUGGCUAGAUGUGCAACACUACUGAUGACAUAUUUUUAAGAAAACUUGUUGACAAUAAAUACAUUUGUGACAAAGGUAUACGAUACCACUAGUUAAGACAAAGAGUUUAUUGUACUGAAUAAGUGGAACUAGAUUUAUGAAAUAAAUGGUGAAAUUAAAAUAAAUUGCCCCACCAAUUUUUAUAAAUGUUUUACAGAUCAUGCAAACUUGUAUUAGAGCCUAGAUGUCAGAUAGUCAUGUAUACAAAUUAAAAAUACUUGUUUUA